Molecule: messenger RNA, 3756 nt
Organism: Cyprinus carpio (common carp)
Lineage: Eukaryota; Metazoa; Chordata; Actinopteri; Cypriniformes; Cyprinidae
Product: LIM domain kinase 1-like
Exons: 15
Coding region: 256-2085 (609 amino acids)
Biological process (GO): protein phosphorylation; positive regulation of stress fiber assembly; actin cytoskeleton organization
Cellular component (GO): cytoplasm; nucleus; neuron projection
Molecular function (GO): protein serine/threonine kinase activity; ATP binding; protein binding
Source: RefSeq, a predicted model, not a curated record
CCUCUGACAGUAUGCAUUCUUUCUGCAGACUAAAGCAGAAGAAGGUGGGCUAAAGUUAGGAGGAGUGGGAGGGAUUUGUGUCUCUUUUCAGACACUUGGCAGGAAGCAGUAUAGCAAAGCUCAGUGCUGCAUAUGCUGAUAUGAAAGACAAUCUGAGUCUGUUUGUAGCAGUUUUGUCCUCUCCUCCAACUUUACUCCACCCCUGAAAUGAGUGGGAGACAGUAAGAAAUCCACUAGAGCUUUACUACUGCUGCUAUGCUCAAGUCUGGUCAGGACCUGUAUUGCCGGAGAGGAGGGAAGGCAAGGUGUAGUGUAUGUAAUUCUGUUCUUUCUCACUGGUACUAUGAAAGAGAUGGACAGUUCUUCUGUAAGAAAGACUACUGGUCACGAUUUGGGGAGCAAUGCUACGGCUGCUCAGAAUCUAUUACCACCGGCCUCAUUAUGGUGGCUGGGAAGCAUACAUACCAUCCAGAGUGUUUUCUCUGUGAAAGCUGUGGCAUGUUUAUUGGAGAUGGUGAUGCUUUCAUUUCAGUGGAUUUUACCAAUUUAUACUGUGGACAAUGUGGACACGAGGUGGUGUCGAUGCAGCACUCAGAAGCUAAAUGUUUACGGCUUCCUCAUAUAAUGACAUCAAUGUCAUUUCCUCCUUCUGCUGAAAGCAGGAGAGGUUUAUCCUUCACAGUGGAGCAGAAGGAUGCAGGCCCUUUGAUCAUCAUAUCUCAACUGGAUAUGCACAACCUGAGCCCUGAAGUUAAGCCUUUGAUCCAUAGCAAGAUAGGAUAUAGAUAUGGAAUUUCUGUCCAGAACAUUCCACUCAGUGAGAUAGAUCUGGUGAUUCACGAUACAGAGCACUGGUUCAUUUUUGUAAUAUUUUUUCCUAAAGAACUCGCAAAACAAGAAGACUUGUCUGGCCUACUGGGAGAAGAACGGGAGCAUCCUGGAAAACUAGGUUUCUUUCCCUUUCCCAGCAACAGACGAAUAAGCCCUCGAUCCAAAAGCGUUAUUCGUUUUUCUUUGUCUGCAGGGCAACGACAUGCUGCACUUCUUUCCCAGAGAAGAGACAUUAAUCGAUCAGAGUCUCUGCGUUUUGACCCUAAUGACAAAAAACAACGUAUCUUCCGACCCUCAGACCUAAUAUAUGGGGAAGUUUUAGGAAAAGGUUGUUUUGGACAAGCCAUAAAGGUGACACAUUCGGAAACAGGCGAGGUCAUGGUGAUUAAGGAACUUCUUCAAUUCGAUGAAGAUACCCAGAAGACAUUCCUGAAAGAGGUCAAAGUAAUGAGAUGCCUAGAACAUCCUAAUGUCUUAAAGUUUAUCGGCAUUCUCUACAAAGACAAACGGUUGAACCUGAUCUCUGAGUAUGUGCAAGGAGGAACGCUGACGGACACCAUCCAGAAAAUGGACAGGGAUCACCCUUGGAAACUUAAAGUGAGCUAUGCCAAGGACAUUGCUGCUGGAAUGGCUUACCUACAUUCAAUGAAUGUCAUUCAUCGGGAUCUAAACUCGCACAACUGCUUUGUCCAAAAGAACCAAACAGUGGUAGUUGCUGACUUUGGUUUAGCCCAGCUUGUAAAGGAAGAAAAGAGCUCCUCUCCUGGACAACUGUCAAAACUGAACAAGCUUGGUCGUAAAAAACGGUAUAUGGCGGUGGGCAACCCCUACUGGAUGGCACCAGAAAUGCUAAAUGGAAAAGUCUACGAUGAACGUGUUGACAUUUUCUCAUUCGGGAUUGUUGUUUGUGAGAUUAUUGGAAGAGUAUAUGCCGAUCCAGAUUACCUUCCUCGCACGCAGGACUUUGGACUGAAUGUGAAUGAAUUCCUGGAGCGCUACAUGGCCAAAGAUUGCCCUGCAGCUUUCUUUCCCAUUGCGGUUCUGUGUUGUGCCUUGGAGGCUGAGAAACGUCCCAGUUUUGCUAAAUUAGAGGAGUGGCUCGAGAACUUGCUGAUGCACAUGGAGAUUAGACUUCAUCUGAUGUCAGAACUGGAUCAAAUCCGCCAAGAGUUUUGGGAGAACCACAGCCAGUCAAAACAAACUUAUGGGAUACCUUCGAAACAGACGGAGGACUCAGCCUUAGGCAGAAGCUGAGAAUUCAUGUGAUCUGUAGGCGGUUGCAUAAAAUGCUUAGAGUAGUCUUACAAGUUAGUCUGAUUGGUUUUAUAUAUAUAUAUAUAUAUAUAUAUAUAUAUAUAUAUAUAUAUAUAUAUAUAUAUAUAUAUAUAUACACACACAUUAAAGUCUGUUACAUUAAAACCGAUUUUCUAUUUUGAAUAAAAAUAAGUCUUAUUACUCUUUGCUAACUGCUAGUUGGUCAGACUAGGGGCGAAUUCCAAAUGGCUUUUUUACGCCCUUGAAGAGGGCACUUUGGGAAGGGGACACCAUUUAAGCGUGUUCCAAACAAAAGUGAACAAUUAAAUCCAUUCACGAAGGGCCCUUCCAGAAAUCUGUUAGCGAAGGGAACAUGCCAUCCCUUACCAAAAAGUAGUAUACUUCAAGUUUAUUUUAUUAAGUAUACUUAAGUAAAGUUCAAGUAUAUUUAGACUUUUUGUAAGUAUAAGUCAAGUAUACUUAAAUGUUAUUUUAAGUAUAUUUCUGAGGAGUACAUAAAGCCCAUUUCUGAGAAGUACAUAAAAAGUAAAUUAAAAGCAUACUUUCCUAUUUUUAGUUUAAAAGAAGUAUACUAAUAGCACACUUGAAUAAACUUCUUUUUCGUAAGGGAUGGUCACUUCACGGAAGUGAUUUUCUGUUUGUGAUCAUGUGAUCUUCGUUAGGAGAUCUUGUGAUGCAUUUUAAAGUGAAGUUGGGGUUGAUUUUGACUUCACAUACAAACUUAAGUAGAAUAGGCUAAUUAAAAUUGUCUUUAAUACUAAAUAUUUUUUGUCAGUGAUAGAAAUAUGAUUUAAAACAAUGGUGCAAGCAAGUUUAAGCAAGAAUAGUUUAAAAAAGUCUAAUGGUAAAUCAGACACAAUUAGAUAAUAUUUGAAUAAAAUAAUAUGAAGAAAUAUUUAUUUGCAACAGCUGAUGAAAUGCUUAAUGCUGCAUGCACACGCAGCUUUGUCAGGGUAACAUUUGGUCAGUCAUUUCCUUCACCAAGGGAGUUCCAAACACUUAUACAAGCCAGUAAUGCACACUUCUGUUUGGAAUUUGGUUUGGUUCUUAAGACACAAUCUUAACACAGAGGCUAAGGUUAUGCAACUGGCCCUAGAUCAUCAAAUUCUCAGAUAAUUACAGUGACCCAUUUAAAAAAUGUAUGAAUGUAGUUAGGUCUAAAUACUUUUCUGAGCCAUUUUUUGCAGUGACCUUUACUUUUUGUCUACAUUUUUAUUUUUUAUUUAAUACUUAAUUUUGUCUUUAAUUCAUUACAAUCAAUGUCAUUUGAUUUCAUGUUUUUAUGUAAUGCAAAGACAUUUUGUACAAUGUAAUGCACUUUUUGUACAAGUGUCCAAAUACAUUUUGUGGUCACAAGGUUCCGGUUGUACAGUCUGCUGCAAUCAUUUUGUACUAUUUGUACUGAUGUUCUCAGACACAAAGGUGCUAUUGUUCUAGAGAACAGUAUUAUAAAUGUAAGCUAAAUAGCCUUAAUGCUUUACAAAAUGUAUAUUUAGCAUAAUAUUUUUUAGCAGAUGUUAUGUUUAAAUUGCUUGUUGCUUGUCUCUAAGUACUAUUGUAGUCUUUAUUAUUAUUAUGAUGUAUGCCUAAGUGUGUUACACGUGUCAGAUACUGUGAAACUCAAAAUAAAGCUCGAUCUGAUGAAACGAA